CUACCCCCCUUGGGGCGACCGUGGGGAGGUGCCGCCGGGGUCGCAGGUGAGCGGUUCUAUGCUGGAGGAGGCGGCCAGGGAAGCGGCGGCUCCGUGACCAGUGGGUGCCCUCGCAGUGGGUAGGGUCCCGGAGGGGUCAGCGGCAAUUGGCGCAACGCUUGCUGCCGGGUUUGGUCCAAGGGCUGCGACGUAGCGGGACUGCACGCUCGGGAGAAGUGCCACGCGCGUCUGUCGCCUGACCGGGGAGGCUGGGGAGGGCCCAGGCCACGGAAACAAGACUGCAGAAGUUUCUGGGCACUCAGUCGGGACUCUCAUUUAAUACCCAGAGAGAGGAGAUCUUCCAGGUUGCCCCGACUCCCACCGGGACUCCUACCAGCAGCAACCUCAUCAUUGUGGCCGAGGCAGGUGCGCGCCCCUGCUCCCCUGGGUGGCCUUCCGGGAGCCCAGUCUAACUCGAUUCUUCCCAGGGGCUCUUUUUGGACGGUCCCAAAGGAGGCAGCGGGAGGGAGGUGAAAGAUACUUUGAUAACCGUCGACCCAUAAGUAUACUUGUUAUGCACCUACCACGAGUUUUAGAGAAGAACAUACUUUUUGGCAGGGAAGUGAAUCCCCUAUAAGAAUAUAGGGGAGGGGAAAGCCACACUUUAAAGAGAAUUUGGGUAGGGUUUGAUAUUGUAGAUUUGUGAUGCUUUUCUUCUUGAACUGCUUAACUAAUUUACCCUCAAAUUUUUUUGAUCCGGAACUUGCCGUCUGGUUUUUCUCAGACUUCUUAAUUCUGACUUAUCAUGAAGUAUCUAGGAACUUCAUUCUCAAGUUUUAGUGCUUGUAAAAAGUUGCCUGGUUAUAUUAUGCCAUUGGCAGUACAUCAUCUUCACAAGGAUUACGUAAGUGAACUACAUCUCAUUCCUGUUUCCAACUAGUGAAGAACGAUUGUGAAAUGGGAUUUUAGAAAAUGGCUGUUCUCUGUGAUUGGGCAUAGAAGGUUUGUAAGUUUUAGAGACUGCAGCUGUUGAAUCCUUUCUGCUAAGAGAGCGAUGACAGGCAAUAGAAAAGGGAUAGUGUUUGACAUCUAAAAUGACAUAUUUUCACAUUUUAUGAGGUGUUAUAUCCCCAGCACCAAAAAUAGUGCCUUUCACACAGUAGGAGCUCAGUAAGUAUUUUUUGAGGAAAUUAUUGGGGAAUGAAUGGAUGGUAGAAAACCCAAGCUUCUGUUACUUGGAUACCGGCAUAUAAAGGAGAGGACAGGAAGACAAACAUUUCUGGAAAUGGCUUUUAUCCAGGGAUUCUUCAGGCCAGGUCUCCGGUCUAAUUUACUUUAACAGGAGGUAGAGGAAAUGUAACCGAUUGAAAGAAUUUUAUCUGGACCUUCCACAUAGGAAUUAUCCAGACUGCCUUGCCACUAGAUGAAUGGAAGACAAUGAUUUGAACUAAGGGCCAGCAAAGAAUUAUCCCUGGUUUUUGUGCUUUGCAGCAUUCCUCAAAUUGUUUUCACAUCUCUUACCAUAAAAACUGCAUUGAAAUUGAAAAUGAAGCAGUUGAAAAGAAAAAGGAAAAGCAAUUUUAGUGUUCAAGAAACUCAGACCCUUUUGAAAGAAAUUACGAAAAGGAAAGAAGUCAUUUUUUCCAAGCAGCUCAAUACAACAAUUAAUGUGAUGAAGCGAAUGGCUUGGGAAGAGAUUGCACAGUGUGUGAAUGCUGUAGGAGAAGGAGAACAGAGGACAGGGACAGAGGUGAAAAGAAGGUACCUUGACUGGCGAGCACUUAUGAAGAGAAAGAGGAUGAAGGCCAACAUUAAGCUGGUUGGUUCAGGAUUUCCCCUUCCCUCCUCUGAUUUGGAUGACUCUCUCACUGAAGAGAUAGAUGAAAAGAUUGGAUUCCGAAAUGAUGCAAAUUUUGACUGGCAAAAUGUGGCAGAUUUCAGGGAUGCAGGUGGAUCCUUAACUGAGGUCAAGGUGGAAGAGGAAGAAAGGGAUCCGCAGAGUCCUGAAUUUGAAAUUGAGGAGGAGGAAGAAAUGUUGUCAUCCGUCAUACCAGAUUCCAGGAGAGAAAAUGAACUUCCCGAUUUCCCCCACAUUGAUGAGUUUUUUACCCUUAACUCAACACCAUCUAGAUCUGCAUAUGAUGAGCCUCAUUUGCUCGUAAAUAUUGAGAAACAGAAACUAGAGUUGGAAAAACGACGACUGGAUAUCGAGGCCGAAAGGCUGCAGGUAGAAAAGGAACGCCUACAAAUCGAGAAAGAGAGGCUGCGGCAUUUAGACAUGGAACAUGAGCGGCUUCAGCUAGAGAAGGAGCGGCUGCAGAUUGAAAGAGAAAAGUUGAGGUUACAGAUAGUCAAUUCAGAGAAACCGUCCUUGGAAAAUGAACUUGGUCAAGGAGAAAAAUCCAUGCUUCAACCACAGGACAUAGAAACAGAGAAGUUAAAACUUGAGCGAGAACGCUUGCAACUGGAAAAGGAUAGGCUGCAGUUUUUGAAGUUUGAAUCUGAGAAGCUGCAGAUUGAAAAGGAACGCUUACAGGUAGAGAAAGACAGACUUCGAAUUCAGAAAGAAGGACACUUGCAGUGAUUUUUCCAGGCUUCCAUUUAGCAAAUGUUUGAAAACUCUAGAUUUUUCUCAUAUCAGGUGAUAUAAUGAUGGUUGCUGGAUUAGCUGUGGUUUCUUGUCUAAUGUCAGUGUUCAGUAGGAAAAAGUUAUAUGUGGAUAACUGUAUGCCUAAGUAGUAUAUAAAAGCUGUGCCCUAGCGUAAACAGUAUAGCAGAAACUUACUGUGCUGGACUCUUUACCUUAUAAUAUUACAUAGAGUCUUGUAUUGUCUGUGUACCCAGAGUUUACAAUUAUGUCCAUAUAAAAUUCUAGCCCAGAAGUUCUCAUCUGGGGUAGAUUUUGGCCUUCAGAAGACCAAUUUGGUGAUGUCUGGAGACAUGUUGGGUUGUCAAAACUGGGGUGGGGAAAAGGUUGCUACUGUGCAAUGCAUACCUCCUCAACACCCCCCCACACUCAGUAAAGAAUUUUCCAACCCAAAAUAUCAUUAGUCCUGAGGUUGAGAAACCCUGUCCUAGCCUAACUGUGUACCUCUAUAGCUAUGUUUUAUAGUUUUAGAAUAUUAAAACCUCAGAUAUUUAUGUGGGUAGGUACUUAAAUGGCCAAAAACUUUAACUAUGAAAUGUUACUGUGUAGUAUAUUGAAUAUAGGAAGUGAUGAAGAUUAUAGGUAUUUUAUUCCCAUGUUUCCAUCUAUAAAUAGCCUUCUCAGAUUCAGAAAACAAUACAGAGAACAUCAGAAAUUUUCUAAAAUGGGUCACUUUGAAAAGAAUUCUUUUUCUCACUAUUAAUGCUUUAGAAGCAAGACGCAAUUUUAAAGCUUUAGUUCCUUUUCUUUCAGUCAUUGUCUUAGUUUGGGUACAAAAAUGUCAUUUCAGUAAUGUACUGAAAUCUUAUAAGUGAAUAGUUGAAGCUAGUAAAAAUGAUACCAGUAUAAAAAUGGUACUUGUAGUCCAUGAGCUUGAACCCAAUGACUGAUUGUUUGACUUUUAAAAUAAGUAAUAGCAGCCAUUUGGGAGUAGGGGGUAGGUGGGGAAGAUGUACUCCGUAUCAAAUAAUAAUGAUGUUGAAAUAAUGAUAGUAGGUAUGUAUUAUGGAUUGGAGAAGCACUUAUUACACUAUCUAACCUAAUAUGUAGAACAAUUCUUGAGAGUUGUAUCUGUCGUUAUUUCUGAAUGUGAAGCUCAGAGAAGUGACACAGAGUAAAUGGCUGAUCUUCUAUAUUGUAGUAUAUUUUGUCCUUCCCUCUUCCCUGAGGAACAAAGCACGUAUCUUUAGUCUCUUUGAUAUUUAUUCUGAGACCAAGGGCUUGCUUGACCUGAUGAUUUUCCUUCAGCUCUCUGAAGGUGCUUUUUCCACAAUCCAAGUGAUUCUGAUACACACUAAAGUUGAGAAUCACUGCACUAGAUCACUUUGUGUUUUCUGAUUUUCAAGGUUGAUACGUAGCUUUAAUACAGCUCUUCUGUUGACAGUUAUUACUUUAAUUUUGCAUUUGUUCCUUGUAAGAAUGGCUGGAAACUGUGUGUUGACAUUUGAGGAUGGGUAUGCAAGGAAAAAAUAUACUUCUGUUUACUUACUCUGACUUUGAAAUAGUGUUAUUUUUCUAUAUCUGAAAUAAAUGCUUCUACCAUAGAAAUAAAUUUGCCUAUACUAUCUGAGAA
Messenger RNA from Homo sapiens (human), 4199 nucleotides. RefSeq names its product Myb/SANT DNA binding domain containing 4 with coiled-coils (gene MSANTD4). NCBI's taxonomy places the organism in Eukaryota, Metazoa, Chordata, Mammalia, Primates, Hominidae. Bases 1526 to 2563 code for a protein of 345 amino acids. The record is from RefSeq and is a predicted model, not a curated record. The transcript is spliced from 4 exons.